GGCGCUGCGCCCUGCGCUCCGGGUGGGCCGCGCGGCUUCAAGCCGUGGACCCCGUCUGUUAGACGAGGUACCGACCAGAGGCCACAUGCCCGGCUGUAGUUGUCCUUUGCUGGUACUAUUUAUUGUACUUUGCUGGUUUUAUUUAUUGAAAAAAUUUUUCUGGUUUGAAAAAAUUUUUUUAUUCUUUUAUUUAUAAUUUAUGAUAGUCACACAGAGAGAGAGAGGCAGACAUAGGCAGAGGGAGAAGCAGGCUCCAUGCACCGUUAGCCCGACGUAGGAUUCAAUCCCGGGUCUCCAGGAUCGCUCGCUUGGGCCAAAGGCAGGCGCCAAACCGCUGCGCCACCCAGGCAUCCCUACUUUGCUGGUUUUAAAGUGUUCCUUUUUGACCUGUGAAGCGACCUCGCUUUCCUCACUCUGUUACGCCGUGGUAGAGAAUGGCCAUGAUUCCUACAAGGCGCUGACAGGUGUGAAGGGAAACCUGCGUGGGUUAGAUUGCUAAGCCCUCUCGGUGCUCUCAACGCCAAGAAGACGCACAUUAUAUUUUAUCUUGUUUGGUAUAGAUAAAUGUGUCAUUAUUUCUAUUGGUUGUUUUCCAGUGAAAACUAUUCUCUGAACUGAAACCUGGAUUUGUCUUCUUGGUUAAGAAAAUGAAGCCAACACUUGGAAUGUUUCAGCAAAAGUGAUCGUAUGCUCGACAGACCUUGGUUUGAAUUCUGGCUUCACAACCGACUGUGUUAUGACCUUAGGAGACCUUGAUGGAAGGGUUGGAAGCCUUGAUGUUUGAGUAGACAAGUUCAAGCCUUCUAUUUUGGUCUUGGGAAUUGGGUUCACAGUUAAAGGAAGGAGGCCCCAAAGCUACUGAAAUAAUCUACAGAGUAAAGAAAACAGGAAAUUUAAAGAAACUAUGAGUGGAAGAUCUCAGGUCCACAUUUUUUGGGGUGCUCCAGUUGGUCCAUUGAACAUGACAGUAUCACAGGAACGAACUUCUUUAAUGUCUACUGAGAACCCCUGGAAAAAAAUUCAGCUGUCAUACAAUCAACACUCUUUACAUCUGAGGGAUGAAACUCUUGAAGACUAUCAAGUCUUAAAAGCUAAUGGCCCUCCAGAUCUUCCUAAUGCUCAUUUUUCAACAAAUUCUAUGAGUGAACCUGUUCAUGUGAAAGAAGACUUUAUACAUUGUAUUUCUGAAACACAGACCGUAAAAUCUGAGAAGAGUCCCCCUUCGGGGGUGAGUGAUACAACUAGCUCCGAUGUGCAAAUAUGUGGAUUUAAGGGCAAGGCUCAGCAUUUAACUGAAGACGAAAAGUAUCAAAAGCUUUUCAGCGAAGAUAAGAAAAUUACAGACGAACAGCAUAAAGAUCAGUCAAAUACAUUUGGCCAAAACUUUCAAAAAAACUUCUUUCAGUUAGAUCAUAAGUGUACAGCUAAACUAGAUUUGGUCUCUAGUACAGAACAGAUUAAUGUAGGGCCAGGAGCUGUUGGGACGAAGUAUGUACCAACAGAGCAUCAUGAGGUACAAAACCAGCGUCCAGAGUUCUCUUCCUUGGAGACAGAAGAUAAGCCAAGGUCUGAAGCUGUUAGAAAGGUCACAGACCUUAAAAUAUCUACUGAUACUGAAUUUCUUAGUAUAAUGACUUCCAGCCAGGUUGCUUUUUUAUCUCAAAGGAAGUCUAAAGGACAGAACUCUAUAAAUAAAGGGACUGUAAACAUGGAGAGCGAACCAAAGGCAAGUCACAGGGAAAUAAGAAUAAUUGAAGAUAAUUUGAUUCAGCCUAAUGAUGACUCUGCAGGAGGAUAUGAAAGUGGACAAAACCAAGCACAUUCCCUUGAACUCUUUAGUCCUGUUUGUCCUGAAACAAAAAGUAGUGACACUCACAUGAAACCUGAUAAAGGUCUUGAAGAAAAUACAGGAUCUCAAGAGCUUUUCAAUUUUAAAGAUGAACUGCCACCCAGUGAUGUAUGCAUUGAGCCAUAUGGCUCAGGAAUGCUGUGUUCCCAACUCAAUACCUUCCACAAAAGUUCUGUUAAAAGAAGUUGGAUCCCUGAAGAGAAGUUGGGCCAUUCCAAAACUCUGCCCAGAGUCCUCCAACCAUUCAAGAAAAUUAAGUUGGUUUCCAAUGCAGGAGAUCCUACUACAGCAGAGAACCAGAGAGAUGGGAAGUUUGGGGGCAUUAAAAAAACAUCUUUAAUAAAAAAUUGUGAUUCUAAAAGUCGGAAGUAUAAUUGUUUAGUCAUGGUAUUAUCUCCAUGCCAUGUGAAAGAAAUAAAUAUAAAAUCUGGACCAAAUUCUGGCUGUAAAGUGCCUUUAGCAACAAUUGCGGUAACUGACCAGUCAGGAAUUAAGAAGAAGGUCUCUCUGUGGAGGACUGCAGCAUUUUGGGCACUUACAGUGUUUCCCGGAGAUAUAAUUUUGCUCACAGAUGUUACUGUUCACGAAGAUCAUUGGGUUGGUGAGACAAUACUACAAUCAACAUUUACCAGUCAGUUAUUAAAUCUUGGGAGUUACUCAUCUGUCCAGCCUGAAGAUUAUUCCGGUAUAGUUAAUGGUGUUGUACUUCAAGACUUACUGGCAUAUGUGUCUUCCGAACAUUCCUAUCUCAGAGAUCUUCCUCAGAGGCAGCCUCAGAAAAUGAACAGCAUAGAAUUUGUAGAAUUGGAGCGGCUGCAGCCAGACAUACUAGUCCAUGCAGUACUAAGAGUCGUUGAUAUCACUGUACUGACAGAGGCACUAUACAGUUAUAGAGGACAGAAGCAAAAGAAAGUUAUGUUAACAGUGGAACAGGUCCAAGGUCAACAUUAUGUGCUUGUAUUAUGGGGUCCUGGAGCAGCCUGGUACCCUCAACUUCAAAGGAAAAAAGAUUAUAUUUGGGAAUUUAAAUAUCUUUUUGUUCAGCACAAUGAUAUCGUAGAAAGCCUAGAAUUGCAUACAACAUUUUGGUCAUCCUGUGAGUGCCUGUUUGAUGAUGAUAUAAGGGCAAUUACGUUUAAAGCAAAAUUUCAAAAAAACACACCCUCCUUUGUGAAGAUCUCAGAUUUGGCAACACACCUGGAAGAUAAGCAUUCAGGAGUGAUUCUAAUCAAAGCCCAGAUUUUAGAGCUAGUGAUUCCUAUCACAGCAGGUCAGAAGAUAGCUCUAAAUGCCCGCAGCUCCCUGAGGAACAUCCUCUCUUCCCUUCCGGACAUGGUAUAUACUGGCUGUGCAAAAUGUGGGUUGGAACUGGAAACAGACAAGAACAAGAUCUACAAACAGUGUUACAGCUGCUUGCCGUUUACUAUGAAGAAGCUAUACUACAGGCCAGCUGUAAUGACCGUGGCUGACGGAGGGUGUAACGUGGGCAUCCGGGUGGGAUCUCAGCUGAUGGAGAAGAUGCUUCUCAACAUUCCUCCCGACUGGCUCCGCAGAGUUAUAGCGCCUUGGGCCGAGGUCACCUAUGGCGCGGUGGCCGCAGACCUGUUGCACUCACUGCUGGCGGCCGGCGCGGCGCCGUGGCUCCUGCAGGUGCACAGCCUGUUCGUGCUGGACGACAACAGCUGCCCGCUGCAGCAGGAGUGCUCCCUGCUGGAUUUCCACCCCGACGCCCGCGCCGAGGACGUGGCAGGUCCUUCGAGGACCACGCUGGAGUCGUGUGCCUUGUGGAAUAAAUGAAGGACGGGGCUUUCCCUUGGGGUUUUAAAUAUAUAUGUGUAUUUUGUAUGGAGAAAUGUGAUAUAUCUAUACAUUAAAACUUUUUUUCUAAGAACA
Molecule: messenger RNA, 3742 nt
Organism: Canis lupus familiaris (dog)
Lineage: Eukaryota; Metazoa; Chordata; Mammalia; Carnivora; Canidae
Gene: SHLD2
Product: shieldin complex subunit 2
Exons: 12
Coding region: 905-3646 (913 amino acids)
Biological process (GO): regulation of double-strand break repair via homologous recombination
Cellular component (GO): site of double-strand break; nucleus
Source: RefSeq, a predicted model, not a curated record